AUGCGUGAGGUGAUCGACCUCAUCUCUUCAGAUCCGCCUCUUCCUGAAGAUCCAAAGUCAUCGACACAUGUAUCGCCGAAGCCGCGACCGGCACCAGCUGGACUGGCAGCCAGUCUGGGGCUGAUCUCGUCUGAUUCGAUCUUUGAUGUCUCCGGUUUCUCCGACUUUGUGCCUGACCAGCCCGCAAAGAAACGCCGUUUGAGUGGCGAGCAGAAUUCGACCGUACGUCAGACAAAUGUGGCUAGAGCAGCACAGCUAGUCGAUGCACAUAUUUUUUCCUUCUCCGACGACGACCAGAUUCUGCCACCUUCAAAGCAAGAAGUUCAGACACUCCAUCCUGAGCGUGAGGUUGACGACUUCGACCCGAUCAUCUUUACAUCAUCUGCGCCCGAGCCUUCCCGGAGACCCGUUACAAAAGUUACGGAUUCAACCAGCAACAGACCCGAUCCAAUCACGCUUGAUGAUGACAGCGACGACGAGAGCUCACGGCCGCCAACAAAGAGUGGAGGUUCCCGUACUGUUCGGGAUGAGAUACGAGACUUCAGCGACCCGUUCGUCUUUGCUGGCGCUGAUGACCCGUUCAGCGUCUCCUCAGAUGAAGAUUCUGCUCCAACGUCCCAGUUUUCCAGCAGAACCGCUGCACUGUUGUCCGCCAUCGAGACCGAGCCAACCGCCAGUGGGAAUGGAUCCGGGAAAGGAAUAUCUGCACCGGCUGCUCGAAAGUCCUACAUCGCUAUCCGAGGGAAUCGAGUCGCUGGCGGUUUAUCUGACGACCUUGAUGAACCGGAGCCGCCUCGGCCGUUGCUGAAGAAAUCUGGCAAACUCAGCGCGGAAGAAAAAGAAGCCAGAGCAAAGGCGCGUGCUGAAGCGAAAGCCCAGAAAGACUUUGAGCGGAAACUUGAGAAAGAACGAAAGCAGAAGUUGAAAGAGGAAAAGGCGAGGGAAAAGCAGCUGGCAGCUGACCUUGCAGAUGUGAAUAAACUCAAAACGGACAAAAAGAAUUCCACUGCAGAGAUGAUUCUUGAUAUGUCAAUUUCUCUCAAGGAUACGAGCGUUGGCAAUCAAUCUGUCGAAUACAUGAAACGGCUGAAUGUCGAGCAUCAUUUCUUUACCGGUCCGAUUCGCAACGUGGUCAAGUGGCGUCGCAAGAUGAAUGCCAAGUACAAUGACGAAGUCGGCCAUUGGGAGCCGGCACCAUUCCAUAUUGCCGAAGAGAAGCAACUGCUUUGUUUAGUACCUGCACAGGAAUUUGUGGAUAUGCUUGUCGACUCUGCCGCAGAGGCAGAAACAGAAUCCCUGGAAGAGCAUGUUUUAAAGUUGAAGAGUGCAUAUCCAGGAUUUACGAUUAUCUAUCUCAUUGAGGGACUCACUUCUCUGAUGAGGAAACACGGAAAUGCUCGUAAUAGGGCUUAUGUAGCUGAAGUGCUACGCCAGACCGUGCCGGAGACAACUGUCCCCGAGGAGACCACAACCUCCCGGCGAGGGAGGAAACCCAAGCGCAAACCCGAAGAUACGCCCCCCGUUGAUCCGGAUUUGGUUGAGGAUGGUCUUCUCGAGUUGCAAGUCGCGCACUCUUGUCUCAUUCACCAUACUGCGGCCCCGCCAGAGUCUGCUGAGUGGAUCAAAUUGUUCACAGAGCACAUAUCUACCAAUCUAUAUCGAUGGGAACGAUCAAAUGCCCAUGAUGCAUCAUUUUGCAUGGAAACCGGACAGGUCAAGACCGGCGACGGCAAACAGGACACUUUUGUGAAGAUGCUCCAAGAAGUCAAUCGAGUGACUGCCUCCAUGGCGUAUGGGAUUGCAGCACAAUAUUCUUGUGUAACUGAUUUGGUCCAGGCAAUGCAGAUGCGUGGACCGGGAAUGCUGGAAGACGUCAAGAAAUCUGCAAAUAGAAAUGGCGCUUUGUCCGAUGCUCGUAUUGGGCCAGCUGCGAGCAGACGGUUGUAUAAAGUGUUUACUGGACUUGACCCUUCGUCCACCGAUAUUUAG
This is a messenger RNA of Penicillium oxalicum, 1989 nucleotides long. RefSeq lists its product as uncharacterized. NCBI's taxonomy places the organism in Eukaryota, Fungi, Ascomycota, Eurotiomycetes, Eurotiales, Aspergillaceae. The record is from RefSeq and is a predicted model, not a curated record. Gene Ontology annotation, biological process: mitotic intra-S DNA damage checkpoint signaling; double-strand break repair; resolution of meiotic recombination intermediates. The transcript has 2 exons. Gene Ontology annotation, molecular function: DNA binding; nuclease activity. Gene Ontology annotation, cellular component: nucleus; Holliday junction resolvase complex. The coding region runs from base 1 to 1989 and encodes 662 amino acids.